Messenger RNA from Cyphellophora attinorum, 1590 nucleotides. Its product is annotated as Protein sds23. Gene Ontology annotation, molecular function: protein serine/threonine phosphatase inhibitor activity. The record is from RefSeq and is a predicted model, not a curated record. NCBI's taxonomy places the organism in Eukaryota, Fungi, Ascomycota, Eurotiomycetes, Chaetothyriales, Cyphellophoraceae. The coding region runs from base 1 to 1590 and encodes 529 amino acids. The transcript is spliced from 3 exons.
AUGGCAUCGCCGAACCUGAGCCACGUUUCUCCAGCCGGGUCCUCCGACUCUUCUCGUCCCAAUUCUGCAACCGAUACACAAACUCCUCCCAGAAGAAAUCCAUCGCUACGAAUAUCGCAUAUGCCUAGCGCGGCUUCACAACAUCGGCAGUCGUUCAACGAGCUGAGGGGCGCACCGGGUAGUCCGCGAUCUCAGAGGCAACCCUCGCUUUCGUCAAUAGCCGUUCAAGAACUCAUAGACAACCCACCGCAACGCGGCAAUCCUGAUCCUCGUUUCGCAAAUCGAGAUUGGCGGACUAUCAAGGUCCAGGAACUGACCAGUCCCCAUGACUUGAGAUUCGUGCAGAGUGAUGUUCCCGUGGAGGCGGCGACGAAUCUUCUCAUAUCAUGCGAGGCUCCCGUACUUCUGAUUCGAGACGAGGAAGAUGGGCCAGUCGUUGGCACCUUCGACUACAGAGAUCUCAAUGCCUACUUGCUGAUGAACAUUGGCCGUCUUCAGCCUGAUGAAGAGCACAUCGCCGAUUUUGCCGAAAUGGUGCAGAAGGCCCGCGAAGGCAAGGCAAUCCCGCUACGAGACAUCAAGGACUGGGGCAAGAAAGAACCACUCACGUUUCUCUCGGGCAAUGCCGACCUUGUUCGUGCCAUCGAUGUCUUUGGCAAGGGGCUACACCGCAUUGUUAUUACCGAUGACGCGGGAGGAGUGACUGGUCUGUUGAGUCAAUCUCGACUGAUCCGCUUCCUGUGGGAGGAAGGUAGACACUUCCCAAUGUUGGAGCAGCUCCAUGGCUACUAUCUGCGAGAUUUGAAAAUUGGCUCCAAUGCGGUCAUAUCAGUCAAUGGGGACACAGAGCUCCGCGAUGCACUUUCACUCCUCCACAACGAAGGCGUGUCAUCGCUGGCCGUUGUCGACAACUCAUCGAACGUGGUUGGCAAUAUCUCUGUAGUCGAUGUCAAGCUCCUCACGAAGUCUACCUCAUUACCCUUACUCCGCAACACCUGCAUCCACUUCGUCUCGUACAUCCUCUCAAAUCGAGGCAUGGAGAACGGCAAAGACUCUUUUCCAGUCUUCCACGUCACACCAAUGAACACUCUCGCGCACAUUGUCGCCAAGCUCGUCGCAACCAAGAGCCAUCGUCUGUGGGUAACAGAACCAAUCUCACCGUCCUCCUCCGGUCCUCCUACACCAUCACUCCACACAGCAACUCUGGUCCCAACAUCAUCACACUCCUCGUCACCCAGUUCCAGUUCUGGUCAAUCGUACCCUGUCGUAGCUCCGCCAGCACUGUCCGCGGAUCCUGGCAACGUUGCAGAUGCAUCUCCCAAGACACCUUUCAUCUCACCACUAGGUCCGUCUAUCUCUGCCAGCGCAAUGCCUGGUGCCCGCAUCAGUGGCCAUCUCGUCGGCGUGGUCAGUUUGACAGACAUCCUGAUACUGUUCGCACGCGCUGGAGGUCUAGACGCGGCGGAUCCGAACGACAUUCGAGCCCGGCGGAGACGAUCGAGUUCGUCGAGUGCAAGACCGAGUGUUGACCUGGGCAUACGACCGAGACCGUCUAUGGACUUGCAGCGGAAGGCUUCUGGGGGCCCUUGA